This is a messenger RNA of Aspergillus terreus NIH2624, 2148 nucleotides long. It is a transcript of the gene ccg9, whose product is annotated as putative trehalose synthase (Ccg-9). Bases 1 to 2148 code for a protein of 715 amino acids. The record is from RefSeq and is a predicted model, not a curated record. Gene Ontology annotation, molecular function: glycosyltransferase activity. Lineage: Eukaryota; Fungi; Ascomycota; Eurotiomycetes; Eurotiales; Aspergillaceae. The transcript is spliced from 6 exons.
AUGAAUGGUACGGGUGAAGCUAGAUCCAUUGCUCGUCGGGCCUCUGUCCAUCAGCAGAGACGUCUGUCGCUCCAAUACGAGCUGAAUUCGUGGAAUGCUCCUCCCUCCGGGACCAUCUAUGCCGGUAUUUCGGGUGCAUUUACGAAAGAUAGCGUGACGAUUGCCGUCGCCAUUCGCGACACCACCUACCUCCUGGACUUCUUCCAAAGAAAGCUUACGCCGAACGCCCACCGCACUAUAUGCAUGGAGAUCGGGGACUAUGUCAUCGGUUCGUUGCGCAAUUACAGUGAUUGUCAGAUGGAAAAGUUCAUCGGUCUGGCCAUGCCCAAGAAAGUCGCCGACGAAUGCCCAACUCUGUGCUCUCGUCUUUGGGCCGAGCUCGACGUGAUCCCCUUGGUCCUUGAUGAAGGCAACCGCAAGUCAAGCGAUGACAAGUUCAUCUUCGGACUACCGGAAUCCAAAUCCUGGUGGCACAAGAGUCUCGACGAGCAGGCGGAGUCAAUGGGCCGCAAAUGUGUCCGACUUUUCGGACCAGAGAACCUCCCGAUCCUGCAAGUUGGCUUCGGUGGCUUGGUAGAAGUCGACACGGCUUUCCAUGUCCGCCUGGCCAAUAUCGACGACUUCGAAAUGACGGUCAGCCAGAAGACAUGGGAUGCAGUGGAGCACUAUGCCAAAGACCUGAAGAACAGGGAUGUCAAGAUUGCUUUCUUCAGCGCAACCCCUCAAGGUGGCGGCGUUGCUCUCAUGAGACAUGCUCUUGUCCGGUUCUCCCAUGCACUGGGAACCAAGAUGGGCUGGUAUGUGCCGAAGCCACGGCCGGGUGUUUUCCGUGUGACAAAGACAAAUCACAACAUCCUUCAGGGCGUGCAACGCGACGGAGAGCGGCUCACCGAGGAGAAAUGGGCACUGGUCACAGAUUGGAUCCAUGAGAACGCAAACCGGUACUGGUUGACCGAGGGAGGUCCUCUGGACCACCCUUCGAAUGGAGGAGCGGAUGUUAUCAUUAUCGAUGAUCCUCAAAUGCCUGCACUGAUUCCUCUGGCGAAAGAGGUGGCGCCUGAGAGACCAGUCAUUUUCCGAAGCCACAUCCAAAUUCGUUCGGACUUGAUCUCCCAGCCUGGAACGCCCCAGGAGGAGGCCUGGGGCCGGAUGUGGGAGAUGAUCAAACUUGCAGAUGUCUACAUCAGUCAGCCGGUGAGCAUCUUUGUGCCGCCGAAUGUGCCUCAAAAGAUGGUCGGCUAUAUGCCUGCGUCGACGGACUGGCUGGAUGGACUGAACAAGCAUAUGCGGGACUGGGAUGUCGCAUACUACGGCCGAGUCUUCAAUUCUAUUUGUAGAAACUCAGGCAUGCCAACCAUUGACUUCCCCGACGACGAGUACAUUGCCCAAAUCGCACGCUUUGACCCUUCCAAGGGAAUUCCCGAGGUGGUGGAAUCGUACGUCAAGUUCCACCAUCGGUUCACCGCGGCGGUGCCCGACAAGAAGCCGCCCAAGCUGUUGAUCUGCGGCCACGGCUCCGUCGACGACCCAGAUGGAACCCUGAUAUACGAUGCCGUCGUGUCCCACAUCGAGGAGAGCCUCUCGCACCUUGCGGAUCUCAUUUGCGUCGUCCGACUGGGCCCCUCGGACCAGGUGCUCAACGCUCUCCUUUCCAAGGCCAAGGUCGCCCUGCAGCUCUCCACGCGGGAGGGCUUCGAGGUCAAGGUCUCCGAGGCGAUCCACAAGGGCAAACCCGUCAUUGCAACCAGGGCGGGUGGCAUCCCGCUCCAGGUGGCAGAUAAGAAGAACGGCUUCCUGGUGGAAGUCGGCGACACCGACGCGGUGGCGCAGCAUCUCUUUGACCUGUGCACCAACGACGAGCUGUACGAGACCAUGUCCAAGUUCGCACUGCAGCACGUCUGCGACGAAGUCAGCACUGUCGGCAACGCGCUCAACUGGCUGUAUCUGUCGGCGACGCUGUCCAAGGGCGAGAAGAUCUCGCCGAACGGCCGCUGGAUCAACGACAUGGCGCGCGCCACCGCCGGAAAGGAAUACACCGCGGACGAGAACAAGCUGAACCGCGAGGUCGACCCGGAGAAAAUGGGAGGUCCGGGCACACACAAAAUCGCCCACUUAGAGAAGGUGCUGUCUGAAAGAAUCCGUGCAUAG